AGAAAUUUCUAGAAUUAGUCGAACAAUUUUGUGAAAAGUAUCUAAAGUAACCUACCAUUUUACUUGAUUCAAAGAGAACAUUUUGUAAAGAAGUCUGAAUAUUUAUAUUAAAAACUAAUUCAAUGUUAUAAUUAAUUUUUGAAAGAAUUUAAUGAGAAUUUGUGUAAGUCGUAGUUGAAUCUUUCUCGAAGCAUUAAACAUAAACAUAAACAUUUGAGACUAUAUAAAGCGACACAUCGCCAAGACGGACCCAUCAAUCGCUGAGAGUCACCGAACAGCCAACAUUAUAAUCAGUGAGUAAUAUUUCGUGUGUAACCUUUUUAAAGUCUUCAAACAUCAAUUGUGUGGAGUGAUUGUUAAUCCAAAAAUAAUUUUCAACGUGAUUCUGAAUUAAUUGUAAUAAACAAUUGAUUUUAAGAGGAUUUAAAAAUUCUAUUUCUAUAAGUUUUCAUUUAAAUGUUAAAGAUUAUGGAAGUAUCAUCAUCAACUCGUACAACAGUCGUUGCGGUCAGCGUACCGCGACAAUGGUUGUCAGCGUGUUCAAGGGAUGUAUUGGAGAGCAUCUUACGGCGAGCACUCCGAUCAUACAUCGUGGCUGAAAACGAUGUAUCAGUAAGAAUCGCGGGGAUAGAGGCGCAACUGGUUGAAUUCCAUUUCGGUGAAUACUGGUUCGUGCCAAAAAAUCUCUUCGACGACAAUGACGAUGACAACAACGACAACAACGACAACAACGAUAACACAGACAAGGAGAAUGAGAAUGACAACGACGACGACGACGACGACGUAAUUGUCCUAGAUGACAGCAACGAUAACAAAGACAAGGGAAACGAGAAGGACAACGACGAUGAUGACGAUGUAACCGUUCUAAAUUAAACAUGUAUCGUCAUCAACUGCGGUUCCAAUACCACGAUCGUGAUCAGAAUUAUCAUCAUCAUCAUCCCAUCAUAGUAUCAUCGGGAACGAGUAUCAGAAUUUUUUU
Venturia canescens is the source of this 979-nucleotide messenger RNA. RefSeq names its product skeletal aspartic acid-rich protein 1-like. The coding region runs from base 457 to 873 and encodes 138 amino acids. The transcript is spliced from 2 exons. The record is from RefSeq and is a predicted model, not a curated record. NCBI's taxonomy places the organism in Eukaryota, Metazoa, Arthropoda, Insecta, Hymenoptera, Ichneumonidae.